UUUCUUACAGGUGGUGCUUCAAGUUUUGUAAUAGAUGAAUACAGUUGAGUAGUAGAUGUGAACAAUAACUUGACGUGUCACUUUUUCAGCGAAGAUAGUUUCAGAAAUACAUAAUUUAAUUGUUUAAUGAAGGAAAUAUAUUAAUUUAAAGUGGUUAGAUUUACAAAAAAAUCGAAAAAACAAGUUCGACAGCUCAGCAAUUAACACAAGAAUAGUGAGUUGCAACCAUCUUAGUCGGGAAAAGUGCAGAACGACUGAAAAAUUCCAAAAUGUUGACCAACUUUGAAUCUAAGUCGGCACGUGUUAAAGGUUUAUCCUUUCAUCCAAAACGACCAUGGAUUCUUGCCAGUUUGCACACUGGUGUAAUCCAACUUUGGGAUUACCGCAUGCAUACACUGCUUGAGAAAUUCGACGAGCACGACGGACCAGUUCGAAGUGUUGCUUUCCAUCAACAGAUGCCACUUUUUGUGUCCGGUGGUGAUGAUUAUAAGAUCAAAGUGUGGAAUUACAAACAACGUCGCUGCAUUUUCACGCUCUUGGCUCAUUUGGACUAUGUUCGUACUGUGGCAUUCCAUCAUGAAUAUCCAUGGAUUUUAAGUUCCUCUGAUGAUCAAACAAUUCGAAUUUGGAACUGGCAAUCCAGAAAUUGCAUUUGUGUGCUUACUGGCCAUAAUCAUUAUGUUAUGAGUGCACAGUUCCACCCGACGGAAGAUCAAAUAGUCUCCGCAUCCUUGGAUCAAACUGUACGAGUAUGGGAUAUUUCCGGCCUACGUAAAAAAAAUGUUGCACCUGGACCAGGUGGACUGGACGAUCAUUUGAAGGGUCAUCCUGGUGCAACCGAUCUCUUCGGGCAAGCUGACGCCGUAGUUAAGCAUGUGCUGGAGGGACACGACCGUGGCGUAAAUUGGGCAAGUUUCCAUCCCACGCUGCCACUCAUUGUGUCAGGCGCUGAUGAUCGUCUUGUCAAGUUGUGGCGAAUGAACGAAUAUAAAGCCUGGGAAGUUGAUACUUGCCGCGGUCACUACAACAAUGUCUCUUGCGUGUUAUUCCAUCCUAGACAAGACUUGAUACUUUCAAACGGAGAAGAUCGCAGCAUUCGUGUUUGGGAUAUGACGAAACGCCAAUGCUUGUAUACUUUCCGACGUGACGGUGAACGUUUUUGGAUACUUACUGCGCAUCCCACAUUAAAUUUGUUUGCUGCGGGACAUGAUGGCGGUAUGAUUGUUUUUAAGUUGGAGCGUGAACGUCCAGCCUACGCCGUUCAUGGUAACUUACUUUAUUAUGUAAAGGAUCGCUUCCUGCGUAAACUCGACUUCACAACCACUAAAGACACUGUUGUCAUGCAACUACGUGGAGGUGGCAAAUCGCCAGUUCACAGUAUGUCUUAUAACCCAGCAUUGAACGCCGUGCUCAUUUGCACACGCACUAACAAUCUUGAAAAUAGCACCUACGAUUUAUAUCAGAUACCUAAAGAUUCUGAAUCUCAAAAUGAGACUGAGUCGAAACGUUCAUCUGGUAUCACCGCCAUCUGGGUAGCGCGCAACCGUUUCGCCGUGCUCGAUCGUAAUCAACAAUUAGUAAUUAAGAACUUCAAAAAUGAAGUCACCAAAAAAAUUCCAACAUUCUGCGAAGAGAUAUUUUAUGCUGGAACCGGUAUGUUGUUGAUACGCGACCCAGAAUAUGUGACACUCUAUGAGGUACAGCGUUUGGUAUCCGUUGGCUGCAUUAAAUUGGCUAAGUGCCGUUAUGUUGUUUGGUCUGCUGACAUGUCAUUGGUCGCGUUGCUCUGCAAACACUCGGUGACUAUCUGUGACCGUCGUUUACAAUAUUUGUGCACAAUUCAGGAGAAUUGCCGCGUGAAGUCUGGCGCUUGGGAUGAUUCCGGUGUAUUUAUAUAUACUACCAGUAAUCACAUCAAAUACGCUAUUACCAACGGUGAUCAUGGUAUUAUACGUACACUUGACUUGCCCAUUUAUUUGACACGUGUUAAAGGCAAUCAAGUGUUUUGUCUGGAUCGUGAGUGCCGCACACGCGUGCUGCACAUUGACUCGACGGAAUACAAAUUCAAGUUGGCGCUCAUCAAUCGUAAAUACGAUGAAGUAUUACAUAUGGUACGAAAUGCACGGCUGGUGGGUCAGAGUAUCAUCGCCUAUCUGCAACAAAAGGGUUAUCCCGAAGUAGCGCUGCACUUCGUUAAAGAUGAGAAGACACGUUUCGGGUUGGCUUUGGAGUGUGGUAAUAUUGAAAUCGCUUUGGAAGCUGCCAAAGCACUCGACGACAAAGACUGCUGGGAUCGUCUAGGACAAGCUGCAUUGCUGCAGGGAAAUCAUCAAGUGGUCGAAAUGUGCUACCAACGCACAAAGAACUUCGAUAAGCUCAGCUUCCUCUACCUAAUCACCGGUAACCUGGAGAAGCUUAAGAAAAUGAAUAAAAUCGCCGAAAUCCGCAAAGAUGUGUCAGCUCAAUACCAGGGUGCUCUACUUUUGGGCGAUGUCAAGGAACGCGUAAGCAUACUUAAAAACUGUGGACAGCUAUCGUUGGCUUACCUCACCGCAGCAACUCAUGGUUUGCAAGAACAAGCGGAGCAGUUGGAGAACGUCAUCACACAGGAAGGCAACGAGUUGCCUGUUGUCAAUCCAAAUGCAACAUUAUUACAGCCACCAGUCCCUAUACAACAAGUAGAAAGCAACUGGCCGUUGUUGACCGUAUCGAAGGGCUUCUUUGAGGGUGCCAUGAUAACGCGUGCUGGUACCAGCGCCACAGCGCGACAAGCGCUGAACGCCAAUGCCGAUGCAGCUGUGCUGGAUGAUGUCGGUGCCGGUGAUGGCUGGGGCGCUGACGCUGAUUUGGGUCUCGGCGACGAUGGAGAUGAUGAAAUGCACGAUGCUUUAGAUGAACCUGGCGCUGAGGGCGUAGGUGAAGAGGGCGCCGGCUGGGAUGUUGGCGAUGAUGAUUUGGUCGUGCCCGAAGAACUCGCAUCGAAAAUUAAAGCCUCUGCUUUGGAUAAUGGUUUCUACGCUGCACCAAAUAAAGGACUUUCUGCCGCACAACAUUGGGCCAACCAUUCACCGCUUGUAUUGGACCAUGUGAAGUCUGGUUCCUUUGAAUCGGCAUUCCGCUUAUUCAACGACCAAUUGGGUGUUAUUAACUUCAAGCCAUUCAAAACACUAUUCCUGCAGAAUUACACAUGUGCGCGCACCAGCUUCACAGCUAUGCCAAAUUUGCAAUCAUUAACCGCUUACCCGCUGCGUAACAGCGGUGAAACCAAUCCAAAGAAUCAGCGUCCGGCUUUGGGUAUAAAAUUAAAUGAUUUGGUGCAACGCCUGCAGGCCGGUUACCAAUUAACUACAGGCGGCAAAUUUACUGAAGCGAUCGAGAAAUUCCAUUCCAUACUAUUGCACAUACCACUGUUGGUGGUGGAAACGAAGCAAGACAUUGCUGAAACUCAACAAUUGCUGAAAAUAUGCUCCGAGUACAUACUCGGCUUAAAGAUGGAGACCGAACGUAAGGGUAUGCCAAAAUCGACAUUAGAGGAGCAGAAACGGCUCUGCGAAAUGGCUGCUUACUUCACACACUGCAAACUGCAGCCGGUCCACCAGAUUCUUACGUUGCGCACCGCAUUAAAUAUGUUCUUCAAACUCAAGAACUAUAAGACCGCGGCAUCUUUCGCACGACGCCUCCUUGAGUUGGGACCGCGUCCAGAGGUGGCGCAACAAGUGCGUAAAAUAUUGCAGGCUUGUGAGGUCAAUCCCGUCGAUGAGCACCAAUUGCAUUAUGAAGAAUUCAAUCCAUUUAAUAUCUGUGGCAUAAGCUAUAAGCCACUGUAUCGUGGCAAGCCAGAAGUGACGUGUCCAUUCUGUAGCGCUUCCUUCGAUCCACAAUACAAGGGCAAUCUUUGCACCGUCUGUGAAGUGAGUGAAAUCGGUAAAGAUACUAUUGGUCUGCGCAUUUCGAAUUUGCAAUUUCGUUAAAUGUUGUUAGCAAAAGCGAGUUACAUGGCGUUAUUUGUCGAUAGGUUGCCUCUAAGCGAGAUGUCAGUUGCAGGCAAUCAAUUCAAUAAUUUUAGUUGAUAAUUUUACACAAACCUUAGAGUUACGUACGAAUAUGUGUUUGUCGAUUAUAUUAUAUUAUACAUAUAUAUAUAUAUAUAUCUCAUGUUAUCCCAAACAUGUCAUUAAAAUGGAAUUAACCAUAAAAAAAUGUUUCAAUAAAAUCAAAUUACGAUUAUAUAAAUAUA
This is a messenger RNA of Zeugodacus cucurbitae (melon fly), 4237 nucleotides long. RefSeq names its product coatomer subunit alpha (gene alphaCOP). The record is from RefSeq and is a predicted model, not a curated record. NCBI's taxonomy places the organism in Eukaryota, Metazoa, Arthropoda, Insecta, Diptera, Tephritidae. The transcript has 4 exons. Gene Ontology annotation, molecular function: structural molecule activity; protein binding. Gene Ontology annotation, cellular component: COPI vesicle coat. Gene Ontology annotation, biological process: retrograde vesicle-mediated transport, Golgi to endoplasmic reticulum; intra-Golgi vesicle-mediated transport; intracellular protein transport. Bases 270 to 3971 code for a protein of 1233 amino acids.